Messenger RNA from Henningerozyma blattae CBS 6284, 1749 nucleotides. RefSeq names its product Hsp90 cochaperone STI1 (gene STI1). The record is from RefSeq and is a predicted model, not a curated record. Lineage: Eukaryota; Fungi; Ascomycota; Saccharomycetes; Saccharomycetales; Saccharomycetaceae. Gene Ontology annotation, molecular function: Hsp90 protein binding. The transcript has a single exon. The coding region runs from base 1 to 1749 and encodes 582 amino acids.
AUGUCUUUGACUGCUCAAGAAUAUAAAGAUCAAGGUAACGCUGCCUUUGUUGCCAAGAACUACGAUGAAGCCAUUGAGAAAUUUACGAAGGCUAUCGAAGUUUCUGAAACUCCUAACCAUGUUUUAUAUUCUAAUAGAUCUGCCUGUUACACUUCUAAGAAACAAUUUGUUAAAGGUUUAGAAGAUGCCAAUGAAUGUGUGAAAAUCAACCCAACCUGGUCAAAAGGUUAUAACAGAGUUGGUGCAGCUCAUUUUGGUAUGGGUGAUUUGGAUGAAGCUGAAAAAGCUUACAAAAAAGCCUUAGAAUUAGAUUCCUCCAAUAAAGCUGCCCAUGAUGGGUUAAGCCAAGUAACAAGAGCUCAAGAAGCUAGACAUUCUCAACCAGAUAUGGGAUUAGGCAAAAUUUUUAACGAUCCAAAUUUAAUCGAAAACUUAAAGAAAAAUCCAAAAACCGCUGAAAUGAUGAAAGAUCCUCAAUUAGUUGCCAAAAUUUUACAAUACCAACAAAACCCGCAAUCCAUGGGUCAAGAUUUAUUGACUGAACCAAGAUUGAUGACAAUUCUUGGUGUCCUAAUGGGUAUUGAUAUGAAUAUGGACGAUUUAAGUCAAUCAAGCUCUAUGCCAAGAGACCCAAAUGCUACCAAAGAAGCUCCAAAAUCUGAACCAGUUCCAGAACCAAAGAAAGAAACUCCUAAAAAGUCAGAAACAGUUCCAGAACCAAAGGAGGAAGCCUCCACUCCAGAAGACGAAUCAAAAAUUGCAGCUGAUGCUGAAAAAGCCGAAGGUAACAAAUUAUAUAAAGCUCAUAAAUUCGAUGAAGCUAUUGAACAUUAUAAUAAGGCUUGGGAAUUACAUAAUGAUAUCACAUACUUAAAUAACCGUUCUGCCGCUGAAUUUGAAAAAGGUGAUUACCAAACUGCUAUUGAAACUUUGCAUGAAGCUGUAGAAAAGGGAAGAGAAAUGAGAGCCGAUUAUAAGCUUGUUGCUAAAUCAUUUACUCGUAUCGCUAAUUCUUAUAUGAAAUUGAAUGAUAUCAAGAGCGCUAUUAACUAUUAUCAAAAAUCUUUAACUGAACACAGAACUGCUGAGGUCUUGACAAAGCUAAGAAAUGCUGAAAAGCUCUUAAAAAAACAAGAAUCAGAAGCUUAUAUUAACCCAGAAAAGGCUGAAGAAGCUAGAUUAGAAGGUAAAGAAUAUUUCACUAAGGGUGAUUGGCCAAAUGCUGUUAAAGCUUAUACUGAAAUGAUUGCCAGAGAUCCAUCUGAUGCAAGAGGUUACUCUAAUAGAGCUGCUGCUUUAUCUAAAUUAAUGUCUUUCCCAGAAGCAAUCACUGACUGUAAUACCGCAAUUGAAAAAGAUCCAAACUUUAUUAGAGCUUAUAUCAGAAAGGCUACUGCUCAAAUUGCUAUUAAAGAUUUUGUCCCAGCAAUCGAAACUUUAGAUGCUGCUCGUACUAAAGAUGCGGAAUUAAAUAAUGGUGCUAAUUCAAGAGAAAUUGAUCAAUUAUACUUAAAGGCCAAUCAACAAAGAUUCCAACCAUCUAAUGCUAAUGAAACCCCAGAACAAACUUACGAAAGAGCUAUGAAAGAUCCAGAAGUUGCCGCUAUUAUGCAAGAUCCAGUUAUGCAAAGUAUCUUACAGCAAGCACAAACUAAUCCUGCUGCUUUACAGGAGCAUAUGAAAAAUCCAGAAAUUUUUAAGAAGAUCCAAACUUUGAUUGCUGCUGGUAUUAUCCGUACUGCUCACUAA